AAGGACAGCCAUCUUUGAUGAGGGCAGAGCUCUUUUCAUUGAAGAAGGAGACUCGAGGAGGUCAGGAACGGUGGUUCUUGCCUCCUGCAGCAACAGCCUUAAAAAUAAGGUUUUCUAAUAGUGGUAGUCGCCUUAGAUAAUUGCCUCGGCUGGAGCUGGUUACACGCCACUCACGAUCCGAGGAUCCUUAAACACUGUAAAUCCCCUAAUCCCAAAACACACAACAAGCCACAAUGGCCGAAGACGCUGAUAUGCGCAAUGAGCUGGAGGAAAUGCAGAGGCGUGCAGACCAACUGGCUGAUGAGUCAUUGGAAAGCACACGCCGAAUGCUUCAGUAUGUUGAAGGGAGUAAAGAUGCUGGUAUCAGAACUUUGGUUAUGUUGGAUGAACAAGGAGAACAACUUGACCGUGUUGAAGAAGGCAUGAAUCAUAUCAACCAAGACAUGAAGGAGGCCGAGAAAAAUUUAAAAGAUUUAGGGAAAUGCUGUGGCCUUUUCAUAUGUCCUUGUAACAAGCUUAAAUCCAGUGAUGCUUACAAAAAAGCCUGGGGAAACAACCAAGAUGGAGUGGUAGCAAGUCAGCCUGCCCGUGUUGUGGAUGAACGUGAGCAAAUGGCCAUUAGUGGUGGCUUUGUCCGUAGGGUAACAAAUGAUGCUCGUGAGAAUGAAAUGGAUGAGAAUCUUGAACAAGUCAGCGGCAUUAUUGGAAACCUACGUCAUAUGGCUCUGGAUAUGGGCAAUGAGAUUGACACACAAAACCGCCAGAUUGACAGGAUCAUGGAGAAGGCUGACUCCAACAAAGCCAGGAUUGACGAGGCUAAUCAACGUGCAACAAAGAUGCUCGGCAGUGGUUAGAAGAACCAACAAAGUAUCUCUACUGCCCAAAACUGUCCCAUCAGACAGUACUUUCAUGCUUUUAUCAUGGUAUUUCCAUAAUAGGUUUGCACACAAGCACAUGUCAGCUCCCAUUGCAAAUGUUGUCCUGUGUAGUAUGUCAGCUUUCCUGAAGAAAAAUCUACUUGUAAUUAUAAUUUUUUUUCCCUAGAUAUCUUCCGUUCCAAAGGUUGUAUAUAGUGAUAUAUCUCACUAUUACAUUUUUUCCUUCCUUCCUUUUUUUUUAUGAUGUUUGCUGAAUGACAACAAUGUAAGGAAUGUUAAACGUGCUGUUGUCUUUGAACUAUACAGUAUUGUUCUCGUAAAACUGUGACAUUCCACAGAGCUACUGCCGAAUUUUUUUUUUUUUAUGUCAUAAAUGAUACUAAUACCGUUGAACUUGGCUGUCUUUGGUUUUCCAUUGCUUUCCAUGUGUUAUAAUUUCAUGAUUAGAACGUGAAACUAUAUAACUAUAAUAAGCAUUGCACCACGAGUGAUGUGAAUUAUGCAUUUAUGCAUGAAAAUAAAUAGACAUUUAGAUGCCUUUAUAAAGAUCUUUUUCAUGGCGGUAGCACAUCAAAUAAAAGCAUGCUGAGUAUUUAAACACUGUUGGGACUAUGUUAUACCAGCAAGUUUGCAGUAGUGCCACUUUUCUGUCGAUACAUCGUUAUAUUUAUACAUGAUCAUGCUUUAUAUUGUUUCGAAAAAAUAAAAUAAAAAAUAAGGACAGACUUGGCACAUGUUCCCAGCAAAAAUGUGCUUUUUUUUUUUGUAUUUAUUUAUUUUUUGAAUUUUAAUUCUUCUUUUUUUUUUCUUUUCUUUUUUUGCUGGUAAUAUAUAAAAUAUUAAACAAAAAAAAGUUGUAAUAUAAGGUUUUGGAUAAUGUUUAUGAGGAUCCUCUUUUGGAGGAAAUGACUUCAAUUUUAACCCUUUGAGAGAUAGGGGAGGCGUGCAGCGCAUUGCUUGUCAACGCAUUUCGCGCCCUCCCGGGGUCUCAAGGGGUUAAAUGGCACAAAAGAUGUGUAAUUUUUAUAUUGCUAAGUCCUGUUAACCACUUAUUCCCACGUGGUUUAUUUUCAGUAAUGUUCUCUGUUGCUUACCUAGAGCUAUGCACACCAAAUCGCUGAGAUGUUUAAGUAGAUUUAAAACAAAUACAAUAACUUAAAUGAAUGAAAUCAAGAUAAACUGUGAUAUCAAUAUAUCAUUGCAGCAUGUACUAUUAAAUUCCUUAUGUCUCCUGUCAGUUUGUGAAGUGAUUGACAUUUUGUAGCUAGUUUAAAACAAUUAAAAUUACAAAUCUGA
This is a messenger RNA of Pelobates fuscus (common spadefoot toad), 2174 nucleotides long. RefSeq names its product synaptosome associated protein 25 (gene SNAP25). The coding region runs from base 234 to 854 and encodes 206 amino acids. Gene Ontology annotation, cellular component: plasma membrane; synaptobrevin 2-SNAP-25-syntaxin-1a-complexin I complex. Gene Ontology annotation, molecular function: SNAP receptor activity; syntaxin-1 binding; voltage-gated potassium channel activity. The transcript is spliced from 8 exons. Gene Ontology annotation, biological process: synaptic vesicle fusion to presynaptic active zone membrane; synaptic vesicle priming; exocytosis. Lineage: Eukaryota; Metazoa; Chordata; Amphibia; Anura; Pelobatidae. The record is from RefSeq and is a predicted model, not a curated record.